AUGCCGGCUUCGCAUCUGUUGGGCGAGGUGCUCGAGGACCCGGAGAGCGACACAUACAAGGCGAUGAUGGCCUUGCUCUGCCGGAUCCCGGAGGCCGACGGCACGCUGGUGAAUACGUUCGAGUCGUUGGAGGCUCGGGCCGUGGCUACUCUCAAGGACCCGCGGUGUGUCCCCGGCUGGGUAUUGCCUCCGGUGUACUGCGUCGGUCCAUUUGUCGGCAGCAUCGCCGAUGCCGAGGCAAAAGAGCGGCACGAGUGCCUCGCCUGGCUAGACGGCCAACUGGACCGCAGCGUCGUGUUCCUUUGCUUCGGGAGCAUAGGCACUGGAAACCACUCUGAAGAGCAGCUCAGGGAGAUCGCCGUCGGCCUCGACAAGUCCGGCCACUGCUUCUUGUGGGUUGUGCGAGCCCCCGCCAGCGACGACCCGGAGAAGCCACACGACCCCAGUGCCAACCCGGACCUCGACACGCUCCUGCCGGACGGUUUCAUGGAGCGAACCAACGGCCGUGGCCUCGUCGUCAAGCUGUGGGCGCCACAGGUGGACGUCCUCCGCCACAGGGCCACGGGGGCGUUCGUGACGCACUGCGGGUGGAAUUCGGUGCUGGAGGGCGUCACGGCGGGCGUGCCGAUGCUGUCCUGGCCGCUCUACUCGGAGCAGAAGAUGAACAAGGUGCACAUGAUGAGGGACAUAGGGGUCGCCACGGAGAUGGUCGGGUGGCAGCAGGGGCUGGUCAAGGCCGGCGAGGUAGAGGCCAAGGUAAGGCUUGUGAUGGAGUCUGAGGAGGGUAGAGAGCUCAGAGCGCGGGCGGCGGUGCACAAGGAAGCCGCGGCCGCGGCUUGCGACGAUGGCGGGACGUCGCGCUUGGCGUUUGCCCAGUUCCUGGCGGACGUGGCAAGCCGGCAGGAUCGGGCUUUGCAGUGA
Triticum turgidum subsp. durum (durum wheat) is the source of this 921-nucleotide messenger RNA. Lineage: Eukaryota; Viridiplantae; Streptophyta; Magnoliopsida; Poales; Poaceae. The record is from the annotation of a GenBank genome assembly.